CUUUUGGGUACUUGCACCAUGACUAGAUAUAAUAGACGACACAUGACAGGAGACAAAACCCCAAAAGUGAGAUGGUCAGACUCAAAUAUAGCAUCGAAAACCCUUAAAAGCCAUUGUGACACAAACCCAAUUACAUAAUGUCACACACUAUGCAAGCAUUAUGGAAAAGGAGUCACCUUCAAGAAGCCCUGGGACUUGUCCAGUCCAACUCAACUCACUCAGACCAUUACUAUGGCUUGUACAUGAAGAUUCUGCAACUCUGCAUCGAUGAACGGGUAGAAAGGCCAGGUCUUUUGGUUCACACCCAUGUGAUAACAAAUGGGUUUGCUUCAAGUUUGCAUUUGAACACCAAAUUGAUCAACUUUUACUGCACAUUCGGGCAUGUGGUUAGUGCAGGCAAAGUGUUCGAUAAAAUGCCUGAGAGAAAUGUGGUGUCUUGGACUUCUAUGCUUUCUGGGUAUGCUCAGAGUGGAAGAUAUGAGAAAGCUUUGGGGGUAUUUUUGGAAAUGCGUCGGGCGGGGUUGAGGGCUAAUCAGUUUGGGUAUGGUAGUGCAUUGAAGGCAUGCACUGGUUUGAGGGCUUUGAGAGUAGGGAUGCAGAUACAGGGGUGUGUUUUGAAAGGGAGGUUUGCUGAGAACUUGUUUGUGACAAGUGCAUUAGUUGAUUUACAUGCCAAGUGUGGAAAGAUGGAGGAUGCUUCUAGUGUUUUCGAGGCAAUGUCGGAGAGGGACUUGGUUUCUUGGAAUGCAAUCAUUGGAGGGUAUGCUGUUCAGGGUUUUAGUGAGGACUCGUUGCGAAUGUUUCGAUCAAUGAUGAGAGAAGGCAUGCUUCCUGAUUGCUUCACCUUUGGGAGUGUUUUGAGAGUCUUGGCCGGAGACAGUGGUUUGGUGAGGAUUAGUCAAAUGCAUGGAUUGAUAAUGCAACUGGGUUUUGGAUCACACGAGAGUUUAAGUGGAUCGCUGAUCAAUGGGUAUGCAAAAUGUGGGAAGGCAGAGUCUGCUCAUAGAAUAUACAGGAGUAUGAUAAAAAAGGACAUUAUAUGUUGCACUGCACUAAUUACUGGAUAUGCAAGAGAAGGUAACUACAGCGUUGCUGUUCUAGACCUCUUCAAAGAACUAACUGUUAUGAACAUGAGACUGGAUGGUGUCAUUUUGUGCUCCAUGCUUAGUAUCUGUGCAAAUGUUGCUUCAUUGAUCUUGGGAAGACAAAUCCAUGCACUUAUGUUGAAACACCAACCUUGUCUUGAUGUAGCCAUGGGAAAUGCUCUUGUUGAUAUGUAUGCAAAGUGUGGAGAAAUUGAAGAUGCCAGCCAUGCAUUUGAGGAGAUGGAGGAAAAGAAUGUCAUCUCAUGGACGUCGCUGAUUUCUGGAUAUGGAAGGAAUGGCCGUGGAGAAAAGGCUAUUGCAUUGUAUAAAAGGAUGGAUCUUGAGGGAUUGAAGCCUAAUGAUGUUACGUUCUUGUCUCUUCUCUUUGCUUGUAGCCAUACUGGAUUGACAAAUGAAGGUUGGGAAUGCUUCAACACUAUGCUUAGCAAAUAUAACAUCUUACCUCGAGCUAAGCAUUUCUCCUGCUUGGUAGAUCUUUGUGCACGUGCAGGUUUGCUAGAAGAUGCUCAUAAUUUGAUACAGGAUAUGAAUAUCAAGCCUAAUGCUUCACUUUGGGGAGCCAUUCUUGGGGCAUGUAGCACCUAUGGCAAUAAGUCACUUGGAAAAGUGGCAGCAAUGCAUCUUCGUGAUAUUGAUCCCGAGAAAUCGGUUGACUAUGUUGUUCUUGGAAGCAUCUAUGCUGCAUCUGGUGCUUGGGACAAUGCUUUGGAGACACGAGGUAUGGUAGAUAAGAGAAGUAUGAAAAAGGAACCUGCACACAGCCUUUUACAGUCCACAACUUGUAAAUCAUUGCUCCUUCAGCCAUCUUAAGACAGUAAAACUAGCUAAAUUACUUUUUAAUCUGCAAAGAGGGGCACUGAUUUAUUAUCCCUCUGAUCAUGUGGAUCCUCUGUCUAUGCUCGAAGAGUUAGUGUAUCCCUUAGGAUAUUAUUGUUCUUUGAUGACGCGGAGCUGUUUCAUUAUUUCUGAACAAUCAGGUAUAUAUACUUCCUCAAAAUUGUGCAGUUCCGUAUUCGUGUGUCUUUUUCUGCUCCAGGAGGGGCUUCAUAUAAGUCUGCACUGAACUUUGACAUAUUGAUAUUGUCAGUAUCGUAUAUUUCACAAUAUUUUCUUGCUAAAUGCUAUAAAAGCUGAUCAUAAAAUACUUGGUCCCUUAUUCAGUUAUGAGUCACUUUGGUCAUCAUCGUAAAUUUAUAUCAUAUGAGAGCUUCCAAGGUUAUUCUUGUUUCUGUGAAAAUAUAAAUUUUGUCGUAGGUCCAUGAGAGGCUUUAAGAAUUCAUGCUUGUCGCCAUUCAGGUGCUCCCCAGAUUCUACUGCGCUUUUGAAGAAGCAUAACAUGGACAGGCUUGCAGAAGCUUAGUGGACUAGAUUGUGAUAGCCCUGAAAAGAUGCAGCUUGUGAGCUCUGUGAGAGUUUACAGCUACUCCUGUUUGAAAGCCUUUCAUCUAGAAGUACCUGAAAGAGCCUGUGGAAGGAGGGUACCAAUAGGAAGGCAAGUGUGUCCAGAAUUUCAUUUUUUUCCCAUCUCCCUCUACCCAUAUUAAACCUUGCUUUAGAAGUUUGGCACCGUGUGAAACACCUCUCCAGGUGGAUGAGCAAUUUGUCGGAGGCAUAUAAUUUACAUCAUAUAAUGACAUCUUCUUUAAGUACUUGGCAGAGUAGAUUUAAGCCCACAAACCUGAGUCGUGUUGGAAGAGUCUCUAGCUUGUCUUGGCUAGCAUUGCUCGAUUCAUGUCUGAGGUCUUCUUGUUCCCUAAGCCACCAAGAGUUUUGGAUCCACCCUUCCAUGAUUUUUUCUUUUCAGAUGUUCUUCCAAGAUGAAUGGUCCCUACUUUUUGCAAUGUAGUUAGCUCUCUGAUACGUAUUGAUAGUCUUACUCCAGAAAAGUGCCAUCAAGUUUAUUAAACUUCAGAACGGCAGCUUAACCAUCAAGGACGGCUAAUGCAUCGAGUUCUGAAGCUUAAUUUCUGUGUGGCUGGAUCAGACUUGUGAAUUCCCUCUGUACAAGACAUGACUUCGGGCGCAAGUUAUCAAUCAUAGUCCUUAGAGGAUAUGCUAUAACUUUGUGCUUAUUGCUUAAGUUCUUAUUCUAGGAGAUAAGAACAUUGAUGAAUUAGGUCAGGAAGAAAAGAUAUACCACUCUUUGGAUUUACCAUAUUACACACUCAUUUGGAUUGAAAUGUUAAAUUUAACAGAACGCAUGCAAUUGGCAGUUUUCGUCAAGUUUGUGCAAAUUUUGAUAAUUGUGCCUGAAAAUUAUUGAAAAAAACGACAUUAUUGUCAGAAUGAAUAUAUUUAAUUAAUAAAAAAAGAGAAUAUAUACA
Argentina anserina (silverweed cinquefoil) is the source of this 3430-nucleotide messenger RNA. Its product is annotated as pentatricopeptide repeat-containing protein At3g20730. NCBI's taxonomy places the organism in Eukaryota, Viridiplantae, Streptophyta, Magnoliopsida, Rosales, Rosaceae. The coding region runs from base 138 to 1916 and encodes 592 amino acids. Gene Ontology annotation, biological process: RNA modification. Gene Ontology annotation, molecular function: protein binding; RNA binding. The record is from RefSeq and is a predicted model, not a curated record. Gene Ontology annotation, cellular component: intracellular membrane-bounded organelle. The transcript has 7 exons.